This is a messenger RNA of Lynx canadensis (Canada lynx), 4763 nucleotides long. RefSeq names its product CREB/ATF bZIP transcription factor (gene CREBZF). Gene Ontology annotation, molecular function: transcription cis-regulatory region binding; DNA-binding transcription factor activity. The coding region runs from base 265 to 1353 and encodes 362 amino acids. The transcript has 3 exons. NCBI's taxonomy places the organism in Eukaryota, Metazoa, Chordata, Mammalia, Carnivora, Felidae. Gene Ontology annotation, biological process: regulation of transcription by RNA polymerase II. The record is from RefSeq and is a predicted model, not a curated record. Gene Ontology annotation, cellular component: nucleus.
ACUUCCGGCCAGGCCGUUGUCUGGGUGGCGCGGUCUAGUCAUCGUUGGGCCUCGCCGCUUCGAUCUCCUAUCCCUUCCCCCCCCACCCCCCGCCCCAGCGCGGGGGGUCGACCAGUCAAGUGGCGCGGGAGGCGUUUCGGAUCUUCUCCUUCAUUUCGCUGUGGCCAGCUCCCUGGCUCCCCGCGCUGGGGGUCUGGGGUCCUUGGGGGCCCGCGAGGCCCGGUCUGAGGGGCCGGGGCCUACGUGGGCCCGCCGCUGGGCCCCAUGAGGCAUAGCCUGACCAAACUGCUGGCGGCCUCAGGCAGCGACUCCCCAACCCGCAGCGAGAGUCCGGCGCCGGCCGCGACCUGCUUGCUGCCCCCGGACCUGACCCGGGCGGCGGCGGCUGCGGCGGCGGCGGAGGAGGAAGAGACGGCGGCGGCCGGAUCUCCCGGCCGCAAGCAGCCGCGCGGCGACGAGGGCGAGUUGGAGGCCGGGAGGGGGGGCCGCGGCGGCGUGGCCGUGCGCGCGCCCUCGCCCGAGGAGAUGGAGGAGGAGGCGAUCGCCAGCGUCCCCGGGGAGGAGACGGAGGACAUGGACUUUCUGUCCGGGCUGGAACUGGCAGAUCUUUUGGACCCCCGGCAACCGGACUGGCACCUGGAGCCCGGACUCAGCUCGCCCGGGCCUCUCUCGUCGUCCGGCGGAGGCUCGGAUAGCGGCGGCCUGUGGAGAGGGGACGACGACGACGAGGCCGCGGCUGCCGAGAUGCAGCGCUUUUCUGACCUGCUGCAGAGGCUCUUAAACGGCAUCGGAGGCUGCAGCAGCGGCAGUGACAGUGGCAGCGGCGAAAAGAGGCGGAGAAAGUCCCCAGGAGGAGGCGCGGGCAGCAGCGGCAACGACAACAACCAGGCGGCGACAAAGAGUCCCCGGAAGGCGGCGGCGGCUGCUGCCCGUCUCAAUCGGCUAAAGAAGAAGGAGUACGUGAUGGGGCUGGAAAGUCGAGUCCGGGGUCUGGCAGCCGAGAACCAGGAGCUGCGGGCCGAGAAUCGGGAGCUGGGCAAACGCGUGCAGGCACUGCAGGAGGAGAGUCGAUACCUACGGGCCGUCUUAGCCAACGAGACCGGACUGGCUCGCUUGCUGAGCCGGCUGAGCGGCGUGGGACUGCGGCUGACCACCUCGCUCUUCAGAGACUCGCCCGCCGGUGACCAUGACUACGCUCUGCCCGUGGGAAAGCAGCAGCAGGACCUACUGGAAGAGGACGACUCGGCGGGAGGAGUGUGUCUUCAUGUGGACAAGGAUAAGGUGUCGGUGGAGUUCUGCUCGGCGUGCGCCCGGAAGGCGUCGUCUUCUCUUAAAAUUUUCUUUUUUAGGUGAUUUCCUUCCUGCCAGGCUCCGUUGUAGGGGUUACAGAACAGUCGUUCCCGCCUCACAACCUGACUUGCGUGUACCUAGCUCUUCUGUCCCCAGUGUGGACAUGGCCUUGGAUGACAUCGGUUCCAACUGUACACUGAAAGCUGCUAAUAGAGAUACAGUUUGGAGACAGUGAAACAGGUGAAGUUGAAUGGAAGUUCCGAGUUGUACAAGGUGCAAAUUGGAAUUCCAAUGUUAGAGCAACUUUUUAGAGGCUGACAAUAAGUAUUUGGGGCUUGCACAAAUGUGAUAGUUAUUUUGCUGGAGAUGACAGAAAUGUCUUAAAUAUUUGGGAAUGCCAUUUAGUUUUCAGGAGGAGAUGUAGAAAUACAAAGUAUUCAGAGUAAAAGAUUUUAAUAUCUCACCAUUAGAGAGGUUGGAAAUUAACAUGCAUAUCUGUGUUAUUGAAGGAGGAGUAAUAAUGGUUAAUGAAAUGUUUCUUUGAGGACCAGCACAGUGAUUACCUUAUCACUGAGUAUAAAUAAAUUGUUAAACACUUUUACUUUUGUUGUAUUAAAAUUUUAGGUUAAAUUUAUGUAUGAUUAGAUAUUGAAGGUUGUGAAAUGUGAAUGAAAACGUGUAAAGUGAGGCUUCACAAAGAAUCUUACUCUCCUUAUUUCAAAGGUUUUUGUCCUAUUUAAAAAUAAUUUUUAAAGUUGAGUGGUUCUGGCUACUCAAGAACACGAUUGACACUUUUUCCAAAGAUGGGACAUAUUCUUCCCUUGAAGUACUGUAUUAUCCAUUGUCUGAUUGUAUAGAUUCAGUUACUGUGUCCUUCAGUGUAAGAGGCAUUAAGAAAUUCUUUGUGAAACAUCACUGUUUGAUAAAGUAUAUACAUAUUUAGCAUCCUUGUUUUUCUUUGUGCUAAAGUGGAUACAGCUGUUGGGGCAGAAGAGACGGGACCAGCUGCUGGCCACAUUUCCUGCUUUAUUUUAAAAGGUAGUAUAAGAAAUGAGGAAAAAGAGGUAAUAUCAGGGCUUCUGCUGUCUUUUAUUUUAAAAUGUUCAUAAUUAAAAAGUAUUUUCCAGCAGUCCAAAGAUGUAAGUUAUCUUACACAUAAAAUGUUUUGUUGUUAUUUGGUUAUAAAAAUGGAAUCCUUGUUCUUGCACAACUGUAAAUGUUUUGUUGCUAGAUAACACAAUUUGAGACCUAACUUGGUCUCUGGUUUCCAGUGCAUUACAGCAUAUUUUGUAAAAUCAUCUACUGCACUUGAGCAUGAAUGGGUAAUAGCCAAACUCACAACCUGGAGUGAUGAACCUGCUUAUACCUAAGUGCAGGAGCAAGCCCCUCACAAUGCAGCUGCAUGGAUUUUUAGUGCCUACUGAAUUAUAUAUAUAUAUAUAUAUAUAUACACACACACACAAACCAAAAGUAGUUGGAAAAAUUAUUUGAAAUGACUAAUUUGUGCUAUCUCUAUGGAAUAUGUUAAAUGUAGCUUUUUGAAACAGAAGCCUUGAAUUGAAAUUUAAUUAAUACUUGAACAUUUUGUAUAUAUUUCUUUGUAUAUAAUUUUGUGCAGUACCAAUGACAAAAAUAUGGUGUCAUAAUAAAACCAGGUUUGUUGAUCUUUCAGUUAUGGGCUCAAAGAAUUUAUUCAUCUCUAACAUGACAUUGGAAAAUAAUGGAUGAAAAUAGGAAAAAUGAUUAUUGUUAAUGCUGACUUUGGGUCUUAAAAGGUUCUGGAAGCAGUAAGUGUGUUUUUCUAAAAUACCAUUCCCUUGGAAUAUUUUCUUCCUAAUGUCAUUGCUUUUCCUGCAUUAUUUGAAGUUUGGGGCUGGGGAGAAAUAGUAGUCAGAGCUUUCUGAAUUGGAAUGCUUUGAAAAUUCUAAGUGUAGAUUUUUAGAAUGUCAUUUUAUAAAUGGCAGUUUUUGGAAAUACUUGAGUAAGAACUUUUGAGAAUGGAGAUUAGAAUCACCUAUUUUUAAAGCUGCUUAUUUAGGUUACUUACGUUUUAACUGUCUUUUCUUAGUUUCCAUUUCAUUCUCUUUUUUUUUUUUUUCCCUAAUUUUGGUGACUUAGUGAUUUUGUCAUUUUUUACAUCAACUUCAUGGUCUUGUUUUUACAUGGUAUUGCAUGUAUUUAGGACCUAACAGGGGCUUUAAAUAAAUUUGAUCAUAUUUAUGUGUAAGCACAUUUUACUGUAAAUGUUUGGGUUUCUGAAUUUACAACAGAUCUGUUUAUUUCAGUAUGUAGUAAACAAUAUCUUAAAGUGUCCGAUUCACUACUUGUUAAUUAAAAAAAGUUAUGAUUAAUAUGAAACUGUUGUCUUACUAUUUUUAGAAAAUUGUGUUCUGAAUGAUGAGUAGUUGGAUAAAGGAGAUUUCUGGAAUAUAAUAAGGAUUGUUUUGAAAUUUUAAGGUUUGGCUCUAUUUACUGUAGUGGUUGAAAACAACUUAGUAUUUGGGAAACUUUUUUUUUUUCCCUAAUUGCCUCUAUGGCAAAAUGAUGCAGAAUUAAAGAGGUAGUUUUUUUUUUAAUAUUUGCCUUCUGAUGGUGACAGGAAUUCAUACAUUAAUUGAACUAACACAUCAUAUUGACCUCCUAUUUCUGUCAUAUUGACUUACUGUUUCUGCACUUUCUUGACCAGUCCUAACUAAAAAGUCCACAUUUGUUAAAAUGUCGUCACACCUCUGAUAUAAUCCGACAAAAAGUGUUCAAAAUAUUUUAAAUAUUUGUGCAUUUUGUAAUCACUAAAUUAAUCUCUCUCUCUUCUCUUUAAACAGCUUAGCAGUGUCUGCAAAAACGAAUCUUUUCCUACAACCUGUUAACUGACUGGACUGAUGGUAACAAAGUAAUUGUGGGAGCCAUGUCGGUCAAAAAUUUGGCAUCUGCUGAAAAAAAUGAAUGCCAUAUUCAAGUUCCCAAAUUACUUCUGUACUGAUUUCACUUUCCAGAUUUCACUUUCCAGAAAUGGAGAUAUGAAAAGAUUCUCUGGAAUCCUUGAAAGACUUAAUAGAAAUACAUGAGACUAAGUUAAUUUUGGAACAAAAUCAUACCCUUUUGUCUUUCAUGGGAGUGAUACUCAGUUCUUGCAUACCUUUUAAAAAUUGUAACCAUUGGAGAAGAGAAUUAUAGUAUUUCAUCAAGGAAUAAUAGAGUCUUUACACAAUCAAGAGCACAUUCUGUAGAAUUACAUUUUAGUGGAGUAGAAUUACAUAAACAGGCCAUCAGGGAUCACAAAGCAUAUCAUGAGUUUGUAUUUAUUUCCUGGAACUUGAGAGCUAAUCUGAAGUAUAGGCUGACCUUGCUGAGUAGAAUAUAAAAGUUAAUGUAAAGUCCUUAACUAUAAAGAGUAGUCUUUUUAAAUAGAUGCAUUGAUUUGUCUUGUGUAUCUGAAAAAAUUGAUUAUGAUUAAAUAUGUGAGUAGUUAAUUA